AUGCGUUCCAAGCUCAUUGCAGCGGUGCUCGUCGCACCAGCUCUGAUCGGUGCUCUUCCGGUUGCGACUCCAGAUGCCAAAAUCGUUCUCAACCCCGAUACGUUCUCUCCUCCGCAGUUUGCUGGCCGCCCCAUGCCGGCCGAACAUACUUCACCCCACCACUUCGCCGACGGGGUGACCGACGAAGGCUUGAAAAGAAUGAUGGGGUCCCGUGACAAGAAAUUAGCUACCCCCAAAGAAGAAAUCAUUGUUCAUUCCUACCGCCCAUUUGCAGAUCCCACUAAUGGGAAGGAGCAUGGGCACUUUGAACUCUUUGAGGGUGGCCGGAAGGUCCAUUCGAGAGGUUUCCGUCAGGAAGUGAGAACCGCCGACAACACGGAAAGACCCCGCCCGGAUGACCAUCACUUGGGCCCAAAGAUUGGCACUCCCAUUAAUGCAAGAGCCACCGACAACACUGGAGGCCUUCCGCACCCGAAUGGGCAUCUUCUCCCCCCGAAGAUUGGCACCCCAAUUGAUGCGAGAGCCAUCGAUAACACCGAAACCCGUCCCUAUCCAGAUGAUCACCACCCGGGUCCAAAGACUGGCACUCCUAUCAAUGCGAGAGCCAUCGAUUAUACCGAAAGUAUUUCGCGCCCGAAUGGACAUCUCCUACCUCCGAAAAUUGGCACCCCCAUUGAUGCGAGAGCCAUCGACAACACAGACAGACCUCGCCCGAAUGACCACUACUUGGGUCCUGAGAUUGGCACUCCCAUCAAUGCGAAGCGCGAAAAGCGAAAAGAGUCUGAUGGUCUAGAAAUUCCAGUGGAGCUUCCUAUCUCCUCGGAUUAUUAUCCUGAUGAGUUUGAUGAGCUCGAGGAAAUGCCACUGGACCUUCCUAUUCCCUCGGAUUAUGAUUAUGAAGAGUUUGAUGACCUCGAGGAAAUGCCACUGGACCUUCCUAUUCGGUCGGAUUAUGAUUAUGAAGAGUUUGAUGACCUCGAGGAAAUGCCAGUGGACCUUCCUAUUCGGUCGGAUUAUGAUUAUGAAGAGUUUGAUGACCUCGAGGAAAUGCCAGUGGACCUUCCUAUUCGGUCGGAUUAUGAUUAUGAAGAGUUUGAUGACCUCGAGGAAAUGCCAGUGGACCUUCCUAUUCCCUCGGACUAUUAUCCCGAGUCUUCGGAUCACGAGGAUUCUAGGUAUAUCCCUGCAACGCCUGGUGACAGAAACAGCCGCCGUCCGGGUCGGCUUGCGGGACCUCCUUAUCCUUGUGCCAGACCGCUAUACUUCAAUGUGACUGGCUUUAACACCACCAUCAAUGGAACUGCCUUUAACAACACCAUCAAUGGGACCAUAUUUAACAACACCAUCAACAGGACUGCAGUAAAUAUCACCAGCUGCUUUGAGGAGGAUACCAGCGACUUUGAGGAACCUUCCGAGGCCUGGAAGAAGCAGGUAUGGGGGAGAAAGGCCAGGGAGGCAGAUGCCAGAGCGAAGAAUCCCCACGUUCCCGCCCUCGCCAACCCCAAAGCCAAAUCCAAACCCGUUUCUAAUAUCGAGGAAUACGCUUCGGAGCAUUUCGACUACUUGAAAGAUCCGUUCAAAACUCCGUCUCCCUUUGAGCAAGAUAAGGCGUGGUCCGAGGAUCUGUUCAAAAAGCUCGGCAAGCCGAGACACUCUCUUUACUGGGCACAACGUGGCGUUGAAGACAUCGAACCCCCGAAGCGGGAGCCCGGCCACGAAUGGCCCGAAACUCGCCAUCCGAAGGAUAUUGUCGCCGAAACGGGGUUUGAUCAGGGUGAUGGCUGGAAGACCGACUACUGGCAGAACGGCGUCUGGGGCCAGCCAAGAGUUCCGAAUGGGCGCAAGCCGUACUGGACCGCCGACGGAAAUCCAGUGUAUUAG
This is a messenger RNA of Pseudogymnoascus destructans, 1881 nucleotides long. RefSeq lists its product as uncharacterized. The record is from RefSeq and is a predicted model, not a curated record. Bases 1 to 1881 code for a protein of 626 amino acids. The transcript has a single exon. NCBI's taxonomy places the organism in Eukaryota, Fungi, Ascomycota, Leotiomycetes, Thelebolales, Thelebolaceae.